This is a messenger RNA of Zingiber officinale, 1991 nucleotides long. RefSeq names its product putative clathrin assembly protein At5g57200. Gene Ontology annotation, molecular function: SNARE binding; phosphatidylinositol-4,5-bisphosphate binding; clathrin heavy chain binding. NCBI's taxonomy places the organism in Eukaryota, Viridiplantae, Streptophyta, Magnoliopsida, Zingiberales, Zingiberaceae. Gene Ontology annotation, biological process: vesicle budding from membrane; clathrin-dependent endocytosis; clathrin coat assembly. The coding region runs from base 179 to 1813 and encodes 544 amino acids. The record is from RefSeq and is a predicted model, not a curated record. The transcript is spliced from 15 exons. Gene Ontology annotation, cellular component: clathrin-coated vesicle; clathrin-coated pit.
GAUUCUAUUUUAUUCGCAGCGGAGGAGAUCAUCAGUAGUAGUUGUCGACGACGACUGCGAAGAGGAGGAUAAAUGGAGAAUCGUGGCUGCGUUGGAAAUCAGUUCCUUCUGCUCUGUUAUUUGCCUUUAGAGAGAAGAACUGGAAUCAGGGCUUUCGUUUUCUCGAAUUGAUCUAUCAAUGAGCACGCUCAAGGGCUGGCGGCAAGCCUACGGCGCCCUCAAGGACACCACCACCCUCAGCCUCGCCACGGUCAAGAGCAAUUUCAAGGACGUGGACGUCGCCGUUGUCAAGGCCACUAGCCACGUCGAACGCCCGCCCAAGGAGCGACACAUUCAAAAGUUUAUUGCUGCAGCUUCGGGGAGUUUGCCGCGGAUCGAUGUGGCUUACUGCGUGCGCACACUUUCUAGGAGAUUGGCAAAGACACGUAAUUGGGUGGUCUCUUUGAAGACACUAAUUGUUAUCCACAGGACACUUAGAGAAGGUGACUCUACGUUUAGGGAAGAGUUAUUACACUAUUCUAACAAAGCACAUUUCCUUGACCUGACCAAUUUCAAGGAUAAUUCCAGUUCUCUUGCUUGGGAUUGCUCCUCAUGGGUCCGGACGUAUGCACUCUUUCUGGAGGAACGAUUAGAGUGUUACAAAAUUUUAAAAUAUGAUGUUCAAGAGCAUCUGUCGAGGAGGUUUUCGGAUGUCCCUGACAUAGAACAUACUAGUACCAGAACUUUAGGUAGCGAGGAACUGCUACAAAAGCUACUUGCCUUACAGCAUUUGCUUUUUCGCAUUAUUGGUUGCCAGCCUGAAGGAGCUGCAUUUGGCAACUAUCUUAUACAGUAUGCCCUGGCACUGGUGAUUAAAGAAAGCUUCAUAAUCUAUCGCGCUAUGAAUGAUGGGAUAAUCAAUCUUGUUGAUUUGUUCUUUGCAAUGCCAAGAUAUGAAGCUACAAGAGCACUGGACAUUUACAAAAGGGCUGGGCACUUGGCACUCAGUCUUUCUGAAUUCUAUGUGGUCUGCAAAGGUCUGGAGCUAGUAAAAAAAUUUCAGUUUCCUGCCCUUAAAGAGCCACCUUCAUCAUUUCUUGCCACAAUGGAGGAACACAUUACUGAAACAACUCGAAUUGGAUCUAUUCUAAAUAAAACAUUGAAGUCCCAAGAGAGGAACUUGUCAACUUGUGAAGAACAAAUUUCAUGGGAGAGUUUAGAGCAAACUGUUCUACGAGAGGCUAAACCUUCAUCAGUUGAGCAUGUAGAAAAAUCAGAGGCAGUUGAAGAUGUGACAACUCAGUCUGAAACAAUAGCAAACUUAUUGGAUUUUGAUGAAAUUACUUCCAUGGCUACUCAGCUUGAGGAUAGAAAUUCAUUAGCUCUCGCGUUAUCUUCACCUGGUAGUGAUACCAAACCUAAAUCCACCGGCGGCAUCAUUCAGACAUACACAGAUCCUUCAGGAUGGGAGUUAGCACUUGUAAUAACUGCAAGCAGCAACAUCUCCCAACCGGCUGAAGCGAAACUGGCUGGUGGAUUCGAAGAACUCCCUGAGAGCUUGUACGAUUAUGCAACUCGAGAACAACAGAGAUCAAGUAUAUAUGGUACAAAUCCAUUUGCUGCAUCAAACUACAUUUCACCACCACCCAAUUUUCAGAUGGCUUUCAUGGAAGAGCAGCACUACUUUCUCCGGCAGCAGCAGAACAUGACAAUGACAAGUCCCCGGAACAGUCAGCUUGAAUUCGCUCAUCCUCAAGCUUUCUCAUCCAACCCUUUUGGUAAUCCCUUGACUAAUUACUCCCAGCCUGUUCCUGGCAGUUUUAGUUUGAUUUGAAGCUGCUUAUUUGCAGAUUAUGUAUUCUUUUGUUGAUAAGAAGAUACUUGUAAAGCUUAAUUCAUUACUUUUUGUCGCCGCCUUCGUCAUUGUUGUAUAAUUUAUCCUUGUAAACAGUUAUUCCUCUCUUUGUGUGUGUGUGUGUGUAAUUUAUCAUUGUAAAGAGUGAUUCAUCAUA